Cynara cardunculus var. scolymus (artichoke) is the source of this 1190-nucleotide messenger RNA. Its product is annotated as gibberellin 3-beta-dioxygenase 1. Gene Ontology annotation, biological process: gibberellin biosynthetic process; response to light stimulus. The record is from RefSeq and is a predicted model, not a curated record. Gene Ontology annotation, molecular function: gibberellin 3-beta-dioxygenase activity. Bases 59 to 1132 code for a protein of 357 amino acids. NCBI's taxonomy places the organism in Eukaryota, Viridiplantae, Streptophyta, Magnoliopsida, Asterales, Asteraceae. The transcript has 2 exons.
UACCAUUUUCCUUCUGCCAUAACUAUUCCUAUUAGUAUCAAACCCCUCUUUCUCUAAGAUGUCUUUAAAACCAUUGGAUGCUUUCAGACAUUUGGACUUAAAUUCAGUGAAAGAACUGCCUGAUUCAUAUGCAUGGUCCACAGCGGAUGGCUGCCCGUCCUCUUGCAGUUCAGAGCCAGUUCCAGUGAUUAAUCUUGAAGAUCUUAAUGCCAUUAAACAUGUUGGCCAUGCAUGCAAAACAUGGGGUGUAUUUCAGCUGAUCAACCAUGGCAUCCCUACAGAUCUUCUUAAUAACAUGGAAGCUUCUGGAAGAAAACUAUUUUCUCUCCCAAUCCAACAAAAACUAAAAGCUGCUCGGUCUCCAGAUGGUCUUUCUGGAUAUGGUGUUGCUCGGAUAUCGUCUUUUUUCCCAAAACUCAUGUGGUCCGAGGGUUUCACCAUCAUCGGAUCACCACAUGAACAUGCUGAAAAACUGUGGCCCCAAGGUUAUAAGAACUUCUGUGAAUUAAUCGAAGACUACAAGAAGGAGAUGAACAAAUUAGCCAAUAGGUUGAUGUGGCUAAUCCUCGGGUCAUUGGGUAUAACAAGGGGAGACAUAAACUGGGCGGGUCCAGGAGGAGAGCUAAAAGAAGCAAGUCCUGCUUUGCAGUUAAAUUCUUACCCAGCUUGCCCAGAUCCGGAUCGAGCCAUGGGCCUUGGGGCUCAUACAGACUCAACCCUCCUCACAAUCCUGCACCAAAACAAUACAAGUGGAUUGCAGGUUCAUAGGGAAGGAUUUGGUUGGAUUACGGUCAAACCCAUAGCAGGGGCACUUGUGGUAAAUGUAGGUGACUUGCUGCAUAUACUAUCUAAUGGGUUGUAUACAAGUGUACUCCAUCGGGCCAUAGUUAACCAAACCCAACACCGGUUCUCUAUAGCUUAUCUCUAUGGUCCACCAUCUAAUGUUCGAAUUUCACCACUAUCGAAAUUAACCGACAAUGUCCAUCCUCCUCUCUACCGAUCCGUCACAUGGAGUGAAUAUCUUGGCACCAAGGCAAAGCAUUUCAAUAAGGCACUUUCAUUCGUUCGUUUAUGUGCACCUAUGAAUGAUUUUGUAGAUACUAAUGAUCAUAAUAGUGUCCUAGUUGGAUGAAUAAGUUUAUGCAUCAUCUCUUGGCUAAGAAUUUUACUUUCGCGCGGAUGUUUCAAAU